Molecule: messenger RNA, 1026 nt
Organism: Protobothrops mucrosquamatus (brown spotted pit viper)
Lineage: Eukaryota; Metazoa; Chordata; Lepidosauria; Squamata; Viperidae
Product: calpain-8-like
Biological process (GO): proteolysis
Molecular function (GO): calcium ion binding; calcium-dependent cysteine-type endopeptidase activity
Source: RefSeq, a predicted model, not a curated record
AUGCGGGGACUGAUGGUGUCCGGCAGCAUCUGCAGCCCACUGACCCCCUGGUGUGGCGCAGAUACAUAUUGGACCAACCCCCAGCUUAAAAUCAAAUUGGAGGAGCUGGAUGAUGAUUGGGAAGCAAGUGCAUGUGAGCCUUGUUGCACGAGGUUAGUAGGUUUGAUGCAGAAAAAUCGCAGAUGACUGAAGAAAGGGGAAGGGCUCCUCAAGAUUGGCUACGCUAUUUAUCAGGUGCCCAAAGAGUUAAAAAAUCAAGCCGAUGCUCAUCUAAGCAGAGAGUUCUUUUCAACAAAUAAACCUGUAGCUCAUUUAGCCAUCAAAUUGCGUGAAGCAUCAAGUCGCUUCCACCUACCCCAUGGCGAAUAUCUUAUUGUGCCCUACACCUAUGAUCAUUUCAAAGAUGGACAGUUUUGCCUUAGGAUCUUCUCUGUGAAACAGAUUAAAGUUCUAGAAAUUGGGCACACUGCCACUGCUAAUCCAUAUGAGCCUCAAGUUACAGGCAAGGAUACAGAUGAGUUCAAAAGUGUGUUCCAAAAGCUUUCUAGGGAGGAGUGUGAAUUGACUGCAGAUGAACUUCAGACUAUUUUGAAUAAAGUCAUAACAAAAAGAACAGACAUUAAAAGUGAUAGAUUCAACAUAAACACCUGCAGGGAGAUGAUCAGUCUCUUAGAUAAUGAUGGAAAUGGUACCCUGAGAUUUGUAGAAUUCAAGAUCCUUUGGAUGAAGAUUCAGAAAUAUCUGGAAAUCUAUAAAAAACUAGCUACAAAUUAUUCUGGAACCAUAGAUGUACAUGAAAUGAGAAAUGCUCUCAAGGAAGCAGGUUUCACUCUCAGCAACAAAAUCCAGCAAAGUAUAAUUAUUCGUUAUGCCUGCAGCAAGCUGGCCAUUGACUUUGAUGGCUUUGUGGCCUGUAUUAUUCGUCUAGAAUGCUUGUUCAGUAAGUUAUUUCAGAUACUAGAUAAGGAUAAGGAUGGAACAAUUCAGCUUUCUUUGACAGAGUGGCUGUGUUGUGCAUUGAUCUAA